Molecule: messenger RNA, 1998 nt
Organism: Hymenoscyphus albidus
Lineage: Eukaryota; Fungi; Ascomycota; Leotiomycetes; Helotiales; Helotiaceae
Source: the annotation of a GenBank genome assembly
CUACUCUCCAACUUUACCAGAUUGUCUCACAAUAAGUGCGCCACGACAGCAAAAAUGGCAACCUCUGUGGAUGCAAAGCUUCUAAAAUCUACCAAGUUUCCGCCAGAAUUCAAUCUGAAGGUGGACAUGCAAAAGGUCAAUGCUGAGGUGAUGAAGAAGUACGCUAUCCCAAGCUCCGCAUACAAGCUCGCGAAUCAUGUUGCUAAUGUGUUGGCAGAUGGAUUGCAAGUAAGAUAUCAGGAAUCCUGGGGAAUGAAGAUGAUGUGGUCAUUGAAUUAUGCUACAAUCUGAUUGAAGGUGCCCGAUUCGUGAGUUCUACUACCUUCCGAGGGUUCACGUCCUGAGCUAAUGGUCUCCAGCCGGAUAUCAAGACGAUGCAGAUACAGCUUACGGGGUUCCUGGAUAAGGAUACUGCGAGCUUCUGUAAGGAAUUGUGGAAGUUGUGUUUGAGCGCGCAGAGUAAUCCGCAGGGCGUUCCGAAGGAGUUACUCGAGGCCAAGAAGUUGGAACUGAUUCAGGAAAAGGUACUUCCAUCUCCCUCUGAGACUUCCAAUUCAUUUCUAUACUAACUCGUAUCUAGAUUGAAGCAGAGAAAUCCGCAGAAUUAGCCCGCAAGCGUCGCGACGAUGAACAAACUCGAGAGCGCGACAUUAAUACAAUCCGGAACCGGGAAAGGCGAGAUCGUGGUCGCGGAGGACCAGGUCCAAGGGUUGAUAGCUGGAGAGGCGGUCGAGGAGGACGUGGUGAUGAUAGGAAUCGGGACUUUGAUCGAGGGCCUACUCGAAGAGACAUGGAUCGUCGUGCUCCGCGAUAUUCAAGAUCUCCAAGGCGCCGUCCUGAUUCCAGAGAUCGCUCCUUCCGACCUCCUCUUCGAGAAGCUGAUACCUAUGUGCCUCGUGGACGUGGAGUACCUAGACGCGAUGACCGACGAGAUAUCAGAAGGGGAAUUUCUCGCUCACCUUCACAUAGUCGCUCAAUUUCAAACUCGCGCUCCCGAUCUCCACCUCGACGUCGUUAUCGUUCACCAUCCAGAUCUAGUUCUCCGCCUCGAAGACGCAGAUCCAGAUCCAGAUCUCGGACUAGAUCACCAGAUAGACGAACCACAUAUAGAGGACGGGGCGGAAGAGGUAGAGCUAGAAGUCCAGAUCGUGGGAACCGUCGUCGGAGAUCACCAACUUUGUCUGACAGCUCACGUUCACAAUCUCCUCGACCCUCCAAGAGACGAAGGGCUACUUCUGAAUCAAUCAGCCGUUCCCCACCACCAAGAAGAGCACGUCGGAGAAGUUCUAGUUCAGUACCGAGUUCCAGAUCAAAAUCUAGACCCAGAUCUGUAUCGAGAGCGAGAACCAGGCCUGGCUCUAUUUCUCGGUCACCCAGCCGUAGCCCUAUUCGCAAAACAACCGACAGUAGAGACAUAAGCCCUACGCCGGACGAUAGAGAGACAGGGACUCCUGCUCGUAAGAGUGUUGAAAAUGACGAACGACGGCUAACUCGAAGCAACAGCCGUAGCACAACCCCCCCUCGACGAAGAUGCCGUAGUUCAACAAGAAGUUCUAGCAGAGGUGGGAGAGACCGAAAACGUCGCCGUUCGAUGGAAAGAUAUGAACCGGCAAAGAGGCGACGAAACACUUCCUCUGUUUCUUCACGAGGCCCGCCGCCAAAAGCCAAAAGAGCUGAAUCCGAUGACCGGAGUGACCGUGUUUCCCCACCAAGUGCUGCUGAAGAGAAGGAAGAAGAACGAGUAGCUGUACCGGAAGAGGUUGGUAGUGCUUCAUAAUAUAUAAUGAAGCAUCGCUUUUCUACUCAGCGGCAUGGGGGAAAAGUUUAUAUUUUGGAGGGAAAAGAUUGACAUGCUUGAUAAUGGCUGACUUUCGGAUGAAUAACCAGUUGAAGAGUCCACAACAACAAGCCAACGAGCUUCGCGAGAAGCUGCUGAAGGAGAAGAUCAAGAAGAUGAGAAAAUCUAGUAUGGAAUCCCUGGAGAAAGGCUCAGGCUAA